Messenger RNA from Piliocolobus tephrosceles (Ugandan red Colobus), 1193 nucleotides. It is a transcript of the gene UQCC6, whose product is annotated as ubiquinol-cytochrome c reductase complex assembly factor 6. Gene Ontology annotation, cellular component: mitochondrion. The record is from RefSeq and is a predicted model, not a curated record. Lineage: Eukaryota; Metazoa; Chordata; Mammalia; Primates; Cercopithecidae. The coding region runs from base 205 to 420 and encodes 71 amino acids. Gene Ontology annotation, biological process: mitochondrial respiratory chain complex III assembly. The transcript is spliced from 3 exons.
AAAGACCCCUGCGUGCGCGCGCGCUCGCCAGCCAACCUGCCCCGCCGUGAGGGGCGCAAGGUAGGGGCAGCGCUGGCCCCGGCAUUACCUGCCUGCGUUCUCCGCUUCCAUUCUCGGAGGCCGCUGAUGCGGACGGCUCCACCUGCCAGGCACACGGGCGACCGAUCUCUGUAGUACGCGUCGUACUCACUGCGCCUGCCGACCAUGCCCGCGGGCGUGCCCAUGUCCACCUACCUGAAAAUGUUCACAGCCAGCCUCCUGGCCAUGUUCGCAGGGGCAGAAGUGGUGCACAGAUACUACCGACCGGACCUGACAAUACCUGAAAUUCCACCAAAGCCUGGAGAACUCAAAACAGAGCUUUUGGGACUGAAAGAAAGAAAACACAAACCUCAAGUUUCUCAACAGGAGGAGCUUAAAUAACUAUGCCAAGAAUUCUGUGAAUAAUAAGUCUUAAAUAUGUAUUUCUUAAUUUAUUGCAUCAAACUACUUGUCCUUAAGCACUUAGUCCAAUGCUGACUGCAAAAGGAGGUGCUCAGUGGAUGUUUAGCCGAUACGUUGAAAUUUAAUUAUGGUUUGAUUGGUAUUUCUUGAAAACUGCCAAAGCACAUAUCAUCAGACUCAUGAAUAUGGUUUGAAAGAUAGUUAGUCUUGAAUAUAAUUUGAAAUAGAAUAUUUGUAAGUCUACUAUAUGGGUUGUCUUUAUUUCAUAUAAAUUAAAAAAUUAUUUAAAACUAUGAACUAGUUUCAUUAAUUGAAUUUGCUAAGUGGAGUUAUCUCUCAUUGCUAAACUAUUUUCAACUUCUAGUUCUCUGCUAACUUCAGUAAAGGAACACCAAAGUGGUGAGCUUUGAUAAUGCAUUUUGUGGAUACAAAAUCAUCGCCUCAUCACUUUCUAGAAUGAAAGGCAGGGGGCAUUGCUCACCUUAUGCGUGAAGAAAAGACCCAUCCCUUAGGGCCAUUUUGUGCUUAAGGGGAGGACAGACCAUCACUCAGUGGACCAUGUGAAUGAAUGGAUGCAGUGGAUGCUUUAGAAGUACCGCAUACCUUCCUUUUACACGUACAGAGUAGGUGGCCUGGCUACUGAGGGAAAGAGUCAUGAUUUGAAUCUGAGUCUCCUGUAAGACAAUGAAGGUGACUUCAUGAAGGUGAAAAAUCAGUUUUAUGGUUACUAAAAUAAAAAAUUUACCUCAGGU